UCCAUACCAGUCUUACGAUUCUCACCAAAUCAUAUCCGAUAUCACAACCGAAAUAACCAACCCCUUAAACGAACAAAAACAAAAUGUCUAUCAAAUCAGCCUCCAAAUAUUCAAUAAUCUCAAUUAUAUCUUUACUCAGCUUAUCAUUCUUCCUCCAAGGAACUCAUGGAGACGACGGAGGUUGGCAAGGUGGCCACGCUACGUUCUACGGCGGCGAAGAUGCUUCCGGCACCAUGGGCGGAGCUUGUGGCUAUGGAAAUUUGUAUGGCCAAGGUUACGGGACGAACACGGCGGCUUUAAGUACGGCUCUAUUCAACAAUGGACUCACGUGUGGCGCGUGCUAUGAGAUGAAGUGUAACGAUGACCCGAGGUGGUGUCUCGGGUCUACCAUCACCGUCACAGCCACUAACUUUUGCCCACCAAACCCUGGCCUCUCCAACGAUAAUGGAGGUUGGUGCAAUCCUCCUCUUCAACAUUUCGACCUAGCCGAGCCAGCUUUUCUCCAGAUCGCUCAGUAUCGUGCCGGCAUUGUUCCUGUCUCUUUCCGAAGAGUACCAUGUAUGAAGAAAGGAGGAAUAAGGUUCACGAUCAAUGGGCACUCAUACUUCAACCUCGUUCUAAUCUCCAACGUAGGAGGGGCAGGAGACGUACAUGCUGUCUCGAUCAAAGGCUCAAAAACACAGUCAUGGCAAGCAAUGUCUAGAAAUUGGGGACAAAACUGGCAGAGCAAUUCUUACAUGAACGACCAAAGCCUUUCCUUCCAGGUCACCACCAGCGAUGGUCGCACACUCGUUAGCAAUGACGUGGCUCCUUCUAAUUGGCAAUUUGGACAAACCUACCAAGGCGUGAUGGUUACUGACGGCAAAGAAGUUGCUUUCAAGUUGUCCGAUUAUUGCGUGCUUAAGAUCUCUCAAGGCGACAUCACAAAUUGGUCCGUCGAUGGCUCCUCCGAUGCUAUUGUUAAUCCAGCAAAUGAGCGUAUGUUAGGUGGUAAUGGUGCAGAUGGAGCCAUUCAUGACGCUGCUGGGCCACAGUUGCGAGCAGCAUGUUAUGAAGUCCCCGAAGUUAGUCCCGGAGUCCGUUGUCCCACCGGAGAAGCAAGAAUUACGCGGGGUUUCAACCUGCCUGCAUCUCAUGUGAUUCACACGGUUGGACCCAUUUAUAAUGCCGAGAAGAAUCCUAAAAAACUCCUAGAAAGUGCUUACAAGAAUAGUCUGCGAGUGGCUAAGGAGAAUAACAUUCGCUACAUAGCAUUUACUGCGAUAUCUUGUGGUAUUUUCAGGUAUCCUUUGGAGGAAGCUGCUUCUAUAGCUAUCUCCACUGUUAAGCAAUUUAGUAAAGAUUUUAAAGAGGUGCAUUUUGUUAUGUUUACCGAAGAAACAUACACGGUGUGGCUGAACAAGGCAAAAGACUUGCCACCUCCACCACAAGGCCGCAACUUCUCCCCCUCGCCGAAGACAACCACAACUCGAUUCUUCAUUUGGAGUCUCCCUAGAUUACUUCAUUCGAGCUCGAUCCUUAGACCAACUUCGUGUUCCUCCAGAGCUUCUCUGAUCUCCGCCACCUCCUUGGUCGCUUCUUCUUCGUCUACUCUCUCUUCUCCUACGAGGACUUCUCGCUUGACAACUGUAUCAUCAUCAAUGCCUUCUGGUGACGAAGGAGCUGUUUUCAAUUUGUCAGAUUCUAGCCUUCUUAAGAUUGUUAAAGGAGACAUCACCAAGUGGUCCGUUGAUUCCUCCUCCGAUGCUAUUGUCACUCCAGCAAAUGAGCGUAUGUUAGGUGGUGGUGGUGCUGAUGGAGCAAUACAUAGAGCUGCUGGGCCACAACUCAGAGCUGCAUGCUAUGAGGUUCCUGAAGUUCGUCCUGGAGUCCGUUGUCCAACCGGAGAAGCAAGAAUUACUCCGGGUUUUAACUUGCCUGCAUCGCGUGUGAUUCACGCCGUUGGACCGAUCUAUGACUCAGAUGUCAACCCUCAAGAAUCCCUCACAAAUGCUUACAAAAAUAGUCUGAGAGUUGCAAAGGAAAACAACAUCAAAUACAUAGCAUUUCCUGCCAUAUCUUGUGGGAUUUACGGAUAUCCUUUUGAUGAAGCUGCUGCGAUCGGUAUAUCAACCAUCAAACAGUUCUCUAAUGACUUUAAAGAGGUACAUUUUGUUUUGUUCGCUGACGAUAUAUUCAGUGUGUGGGUAAACAAAGCAAAGGAGGUGCUACAAAAAGCCUAAGAUUCCACCAGCGGCCAAAUAUACGCCCAAAUAAUCCCCAAACCAUCACACAUUAAAAUUAAGCAUUUGUGCCUUGUGAUUGUUCGUUACAUUUAGAUUUUGUAAUAAAGAAAAUUUUGGGGUUUUUGUUAAGGAUUCAUGAAUUCUUAAUAAGAAACUCAUCUUACA
Arabidopsis arenosa is the source of this 2390-nucleotide messenger RNA. NCBI's taxonomy places the organism in Eukaryota, Viridiplantae, Streptophyta, Magnoliopsida, Brassicales, Brassicaceae. The record is from the annotation of a GenBank genome assembly.